Molecule: messenger RNA, 1680 nt
Organism: Triticum aestivum (bread wheat)
Lineage: Eukaryota; Viridiplantae; Streptophyta; Magnoliopsida; Poales; Poaceae
Product: phospholipase A1-II 7
Exons: 2
Coding region: 89-1390 (433 amino acids)
Biological process (GO): lipid metabolic process
Molecular function (GO): glycerophospholipid phospholipase A1 activity
Source: RefSeq, a predicted model, not a curated record
AACACUAGCUAGCAGCCAUACUUACUAGUACCACGAAGCCGAUCGGUCGAGAAGAUCCAUCGGAUUAACACCCACCAGCCCGCGCGCCAUGUCGUUCCUCCCGAUCCCACUGCCAGUCGUUGGAGACAUAGCCAGCAAGCUGCACGACCAAGAGAAACCGCGCGGCAACGGCACGACGUCGGCGGCGGCGCCUAUCGUCGGCACCGUGGCCAGCAGGUGGCGCGAGCUCCACGGUGAGAACUCGUGGAAGGGCCUCCUGGACCCUCUGGACCUGCACCUCCGCGCCACCAUCAUCUCCUACGGCGAGAUGGUGCAGGCCACCUACGACGGGUUCAACACGGAGAGGCGCUCCCCGCACUGCGGCGCGUGCUUCUACGGCCACGACGACCUACUGGCCGGCGUGGGGGUGCCCCACCACGCCAACAACUACCAGGUCACCAAGUUCGUCUACGCCACCUCGUCGCUGCCACUCCCCGAGUCCUUCCUCCUGCUGCCGCUCCCGUCGCUGCCGGACGUCUGGAGCCGAGAAUCCAACUGGAUGGGGUACGUGGCCGUGGCCACGGACGAGGGCGCCGCCGCGCUCGGGAGGCGCGACAUCGUCGUGGCGUGGCGCGGCACCAUCAAGAACCUGGAGUGGGUCAACGACCUCGACUUCACGCCCGUGCCCGCAGCGCCCGUUCUGGGCUCCGCGGCGAGCCAGAACCGCUUUGCCGUCGUGCACCGAGGGUUCCUGUCCGUGUACACUUCAAGCAACAAGAGCUCCGAGUUCACCAAAACCAGCGCCAAAGAACAGGUUCUCAAGGAGGUCAGGAGGCUUGUGGAGUUGUACAAGGACGAGGAGGUCAGCAUCACCGUUUGCGGUCAUAGCCUCGGUGCAUCGCUCGCCACCCUCAACGCCGUUGACCUGGUGUCUAGUGGCGCCAACAAACCCGAGAGCUCCACUAAAUCGUUCCCUGUGACUGCUAUUGUGUUCGCAAGCCCCCAUGUCGGGGACCGCUUCUUUAGGUCAGCGUUCAACUCAUUCCCAGACCUGAAGGCACUUCAUGUGCAGAAUGCUGGCGACAUUGUGCCCAUGUACCCACCUUUGGGAUAUGUGGAUGUGGCCGUGGAGCUGACCAUAAGAACAAUCCGCUCUCCGUAUAUGCGUAUGCCGGCCACGGUGUUGACGCUCCACAAUCUCGAGUGCUACCUACAUGGAGUGGCUGGGGAACAAGGCAGCGCUGGAGGGUUCAAGCUAGAGGUGGAACGUGAUGUGGCGUUGGUGAACAAGGGUGUCGAUGCGCUCACGAACGAGCACCCAGUGCCGGCAGAGUGGUGGGUCCCUAAACACAAGUUCAUGGUCAAGGGGAAGGAUGGACGAUGGACACUCCAAGACUUCAAGCACAUCUGAGUUACUCCCAUCGGCCAUGGAGGGUGCAUUAUCCCUUGAUGUGAUUCAUGGUGGCUUACUCGGUUCAUGGCGUCUUAGUCCUUGCGAAGGUUCUUAAAUAAAAGCUAUGGCUUGUUAAUGUUCCUAGCAUAUUUACACUAUUAUGCAAACACAAGGACGGUAAUACAAAAUAUAGUAUGUGUGACACAUCAAUAUGGUGAAACACUUCCCAUCGACAAAUCCUUUAGUGUUCUUCAUGACAUAUGUGUAUUUGGUUUCAAAUAUGAAGGUACCUUCCUUUGUUAUCUUUA